AUGGCUGCUAGUGACGCUCCCAACCGGGACAACAAGGAGGUCUAUGUCAACGACAGGGACACUAAAGAGGUUCUUGUCAAUGAUCGAUCUCCUAGUGAUUCUCCUACCGACAGUGGUGAUGAGACUGCCUCUUCGACGAUUGAGCAUGUCUUUUCUGACCCUCAGGUCGCCGACCGCUGGCGCAAGGUCUACGAGAAUGCCAAGUAUGAGAACCGUCAUAGGUUCGACCCCAACUAUACUUGGACUGCCGAAGAGGAAAAGAGGCUUGUGAGAAAGAUCGAUUGGCGUAUUACUCUCUGGGCAUGGGUCAUGUUCUGCUCCCUCGACUUUCACCGGCGCAACAUUAACCGCGCCAUCUCGGAUAAUAUGCUUCCCGAGAUUGGCAUGGACACAAACGACUUCAACUACGGCCAGACCAUCUUCCUCGUCAGCUUCCUCUCGGCUGAACUCCCCAGUGGCUUGAUCAGCAAGAAGCUCGGAGCCGACAGAUGGAUCCCCUUCCUCAUCUGCUCCUGGUCUCUCGUCGCUGGCUCGCAGGCCGCCCUACACAGCAGGGGGGCCUACUUUGCCAUCAAGGCCCUACUAGGUCUUUUGAUGGGUGGAUUCAUUCCUGAUAUUGUUCUUUGGCUUACUUACUUCUACAAGUCUAAUGAGCUGCCCAUUAGACUGGCCUUUUUCUGGACGGCCCUGAGCACUAGCAACAUUGUGGGUUCGCUGCUCGCUUCCGGUAUCCUGCAGAUGCGAGGCGUCGCCGGUUUGGGAGGUUGGAGAUGGCUAUUCAUUCUUGAAGCCAUUGGCACCUUCAUCGUCGGUCUCUUCUCAUGGGUUCUUAUGCCUCCUGGUCCCUGCCAGACCAAGAGCUGGUUCCGUGGCAAGGACGGCUGGUUCAAUGAGCAUGAGGAGUACAUCAUGGUUAACCGACUUCUCCGUGAUGAUCCCAGCAAGGGUGACAUGAACAACCGACAAGCCGUCAACCUCCCCCGACUCUGGAGGGCCAUCAAGGAUUGGGAGCAGUGGCCGCUCUACAUCAUCGGCCUCAUGGUCUACAUCCCACCUUCGCCCUUCAGCACAUACCUGUCCUACAUCCUGCGUCAGAUUGGUUUCUCUGUUUUCAAGGCCAAUCUCCUCGCCAUUCCUUCGCAGUUCCUCUAUGCCGUUAACCUCCUCAUCAUCACAUGGGUCUCUGAGCGCGUCAAGGAACGAGGCAUGCUCUCGUCUCUCUCCAACAUUUGGAUCUUCCCAUGGGUUCUCGCCCUCGUUGUCCUUCCCGCCGACAUGUCUCCCUGGGUUCGAUACGCUCUUAUCUCAGGUCUUCUGAGCUACCCAUACUGCCACGCCAUCCUGGUAGGCUGGAAUGCCAAGAACAGUAACAGUGUGCGUACCCGUGCCAUCAGCGCCGCCUUGUACAACAUGUUUGUGCAGACAGGUAACAUUGCCGCUUCCAACAUCUUCCGCGAGGACGACAAGCCUCUGUACCGCCGGGGCAACAGGGUCAUCUUGGGUAUUACCUGCGGCAACAUUGUGCUGUUUUACCUUGUCAAGGCGUUUUACGUCUGGAGGAACAAGGUGCGCGACAGGAGAUGGAAUGCUCUCACUAAGGAGCAGCAGGAGGAUUAUAUCCUCAACACCACGGAUGAGGGUCAGCAGCGCUGGGACUUUAGAUUUGCUCACUAG
Messenger RNA from Fusarium keratoplasticum, 1674 nucleotides. RefSeq lists its product as uncharacterized. NCBI's taxonomy places the organism in Eukaryota, Fungi, Ascomycota, Sordariomycetes, Hypocreales, Nectriaceae. Gene Ontology annotation, molecular function: transmembrane transporter activity. The transcript has 7 exons. The record is from RefSeq and is a predicted model, not a curated record. The coding region runs from base 1 to 1674 and encodes 557 amino acids. Gene Ontology annotation, biological process: transmembrane transport. Gene Ontology annotation, cellular component: membrane.